Messenger RNA from Cheilinus undulatus (humphead wrasse), 3047 nucleotides. RefSeq names its product transmembrane protein 151Ba (gene tmem151ba). Bases 174 to 1703 code for a protein of 509 amino acids. The record is from RefSeq and is a predicted model, not a curated record. The transcript is spliced from 2 exons. Lineage: Eukaryota; Metazoa; Chordata; Actinopteri; Labriformes; Labridae.
UGGACAAGCCGGGAUGAAGCGUCUUUUCCGGGCUUCCAUUCGGGCUCCGGCCGGGCUUCUUUGUUUUGGAUGACGCACAGAGGGGUUCCUCGUUGUCUUUAUGUUGCACCCCAAUUUGGAAACCCCCCAUCCCAUCCGGAGAUCCAUGCUCCGGUUUGUGAACCAUAGUCAUCAUGUCCCCAGCAUCGGCUGCCACCGCCAGUGAAAGCAGCACCACCACCGUACCCGAGGAAGAGGAGCCGGACAGCCCCAGAGAGGAGCAGCGACCUCAGAAACAGUCCCUGACUAAAUCCCUGUGUCAGGAGACUCACUGGAAAUGCCUGCUGCUGUCCCUGCUGAUGUACGGCUGCGUUGGGGUAAUGGCCUGGUGCCAGGUGACCAAGGUCACUCGCCUCUCCUUCGACAGCGCCUACAAGGGAAAGUCUAUGAUGUACCAUGACAGCCCCUGCUCUAAUGGCUACAUCUACAUCCCUUUGGCCUUCCUGGUCAUGCUCUAUGUGGUCUACCUGGUGGAGUGCUGGCACUGUCACACCAGGAACGAGCUGCAGUACAAAGUAGAUGUGGAGAGUGUGGCAGAGCGUAUCCAAAGAAUGCAGCAGGCAACACCCUGCAUCUGGUGGAAGGCAAUCAGCUACCAUUAUGUCAGGAGGACACGGCAGGUGACACGCUACCGUAAUGGGGAUGCCUACACUACCACGCAGGUGUAUCAUGAGCGGGUUAACACCCACGUGGCUGAAGCAGAGUUUGAUUAUGGGAACUGUGGGGUAAAGGAUAUCUCAAAGAACCUGCAGGGCCUGGAGGGCUUCCCCAUCACCCGGCUGAGGUUCACUAAGUGCUUUAGCUUCGCUAAUGUGGAGUCAGAGAACUCCUACCUGACGCAGCGAGCCCGGUUCUUCACUGAGAAUGAGGGCUUGGAUGACUACAUGGAGGCCAGAGAAGGGAUGCACUUGAAGAAUGUAGACUUUAAAGAGUACAUGAUUGCCUUUUCUGACCCUGAUCACCUUCCCUGGUAUGCACUGAACUCCACUUUCUGGGCAGCAGCAGCUUUCACUCUUUCCUGGCCUCUACGGGUGCUGAUGGAGUACCGCACCGCCUGUGUUCACUAUCAUGUAGAGAAGUUGUUUGGCUUCGAUUACGUGCCAGCAACACCCUCUGAGGAGCGGCCAUAUUGCAGACACAUCCCUCGAGUCAACACAAUUGACAGCACAGAGCUAGAGUGGCACAUCCGCUCCAACCAGCAGCUGGUGCCUAGCUACUCUGAGGCGGUGCUCAUGGACCUCGCUCAGCUCUCCGGGAGCUGUAACAGCUACUCAGUAUGUGGAGGCUACGGGAGCUACAGGCAGAACUGUGAGCGCUGCCACCGAGCUAUCAGCAGCUCCUCCAUCUUCUCUCGUAGUGCCCUGAGCAUCUGCAACACGGGGAGCCCUCGCAUCCCCUUCAGCGCCAGCCGCUUCUCGCUGGGUCGGCUGUACGGCUCAAGGCGGAGCUGCCUGUGGAGGAGCAGUGGGAGUUUGAAUGAGCAAUCCUGCCCCACAGAGAGCACGCGCUGUCUGUCAGGAAAUCAGAAUAGUGAGGAGAACCCUCCAGCCUAUCAGGAUGCUCUGUACUUCCCUGUGCUUAUUGUGCAUCGCAAUGAAGGCUGCCUGAACCACGACCACCGCUCCCUGCACAGAAAUGGCUCCUGUGUGGAGACGUCUCUAUGACCCACAGCCAGACAUAACAGAAUGAGGAAUACAAAAGACUAACCAGGGCUGAGCUGACAAUUUCCAACAAAGAUAACUCGUUCAGCUACCACAAGUUCCUAAAAAAAAGUUAUAGCCUCAAACAACGCAAAUCUGGGAGAGUCCAAACAGCAAAGUCAAAUGGUCAAGGAGAAGAAAAUAUGAUGCACCUGAUGAGACUGUUAUUUAAAAUAUAAUGCGGCUUAAAAGGAAUAAAUUGCCAAAAACUCAUGCUCUGUCCUGCAGCAAUUGUAAGGAUAAGGGUCAAAAGGCCAGAGGAGUCACAUCCUACAGUAAAUGCCAUGUUUGUAGAUCUUAGUCACAGACCAUUUAUACGGAUAUGAGUAACAUUUCAACAUGUUUGAAGCCUGGUAGGGAUUUUGACUCAGCUUUAGCCUGAACAGAGAAUGAGUCACGUAGUUUAUGAGGGACAGCAGCCUUUUGAAAGCAUCAUUUACAAGACUUAAUGGUUUUAUCCAGCUCUCAUUAAGUGAAGAUUUCCCAAACUAAAGCAUCUGCAUGAGAAACUUUUCAGUUCUGGCUAAUUACACUGUUCUUUCAAAGUCAAAGCUCCUGGAAAUCCCUGUAAAAAAAGAGAACAUCUCCAGGGUUGGAAAAUAAAUGUCUGAUGCAGAUGCUGAAAUAUCAGGUUAGCAGAAAUUGGCUUGGUUGCAGUGACAUUAUACUUCCUGGCUUACUAAAUAUAGCAACACAGUCAAUGAAUAAUUUAGUACCUGGUGGGCUAAAGGACACGAGCACUUCAAACUGAAUCAACAACGCUUCUUCACACUGGUUCUUAAUUAUUAGAGACAGUAUUUUUAGUAAAUUCAGCUGGUUUAAAUCUCAAAGAUCUGUUUAAUUUCAUAUUUGGCAAUAUUUGUAUUCAGCCUACCUCCUUAUUUAAGUGCCUAGCGUUCAACUGUAACUGACAAACAUAAGCUACUUCAAACUAAAGUCAUCUCAUCUCAACAUCUUCCCAUUUAAUCCAAUUUUAUUUAUACCUGGUGCAUAAUGUACAGUGCUGUGGGAAAGUAUUUGCCCCCUUCCUGAUUUCCUUUUUAUGCACAUUUCUCACACUUGCGUGUUUCUGAUCAUCAAAUUAAUUUUCAAGAUAACCCGUGUAAAUACAAAAUGCAGUUUUUAAAUGAUGAUUUAAUUUAUCAAGGGGAAAAAGCCAUCCAAACAUACCUGGUCCUAUGUGAAAGAGUAAUUGCCUAAACCUGAUAACUGACUAUGCCAUCCUUACUGCCAAAAGGCAGGCGUCUGCAUUAAUGGUAACAGGUCUGAGGAAUUUUGGCCCACUCUUCUUUGCAGAAUUGUUUUAAU